CAGGCUCGCAUCAGCGAAGGCGAGGGGAACCAGAAAAUGGUAGACGAUGCCCUGGCUGCCUCGGAAGUUAGCUACUUCACUGACGGAUCUAAGUCAGGAGAUAAGACAGGAGCAGCGGUGUACGGAAACAAAAACUGCAAACUGAAGGCGAGUCUCGGCAGGAGCACCACGGUGAACCAGGCGGAGCUAUACGCCAUAAUGAUGGCAGCGAAUAACGCUAUAGACAAAGGCUGGAGAGACAAAAGGAUCACAUUUUUCUCGGACAGCCAAGCAACUCUAAAAGCGGUAUCAAACUUCAAGGUCAAUUCAAAAUUGACCAUGGAGGGCAUACAGAGGCUCACAAGACUGGCCAACGACAACCACGUCACAUUGGUGUGGGUUCGUGGGCACACGGGUGUGAGGGGGAACGAAACUGCUGACCGCUUAGCUAAGGAGGCAUCAGAGGAAAAUUACAUCGGACCAGAACCAGUGUUUGGACUGACCAAAAAAGGAUUCAGAACAACAGUGAGGGACUGGGUGAUGGAAGAGGCGAACAAAGAGUGGCAGAAUGCCGAAGGCAUGAGACAUUCCAAGCAAAUGCUGGAAGGCUACUCAAGGAAAAUGACUGCAAAUCUGUUGCAUCGUAGCAGGGAGCAGCUAGGUAUACUGUCGGGAUUACUGACAGGACACAAUCUCCUGCGGAAACACAUGCACAGGAUGGGUAUCUUCAAGGAUGAACCAAAGUGUAGGCUGUGUGAGGUAGAAGAGGAAACUGCAGAGCAUAUCAUCUUCGACUGUGAAGCUCUGGAAAAGAAAAGACAGGACAUCCGAGGAGAUAACUCCUGGGAUGACUGUCUAGCACCUGAGUUAGUUGCGGGCACUCUCCUCCAACUUGUUGAAGGGGAGGGCUUCUGGGACUAA
Messenger RNA from Bemisia tabaci, 900 nucleotides. The record is from RefSeq and is a predicted model, not a curated record. NCBI's taxonomy places the organism in Eukaryota, Metazoa, Arthropoda, Insecta, Hemiptera, Aleyrodidae.